Molecule: messenger RNA, 213 nt
Organism: Fusarium musae
Lineage: Eukaryota; Fungi; Ascomycota; Sordariomycetes; Hypocreales; Nectriaceae
Exons: 3
Coding region: 1-213 (70 amino acids)
Source: RefSeq, a predicted model, not a curated record
AUGGAACGUCUAAUAUCUGGUAUUAUGGGUCUUCCAACAAUGCUACAAGUCAAGGACAUCAGCGUUUCGCUACCACAGAAGCGACAAGAUCUAGAUGGCGAUGACUGUCAGGCUGUCGAUCGCCUAAUUGCAGUAACUAAGCUGACCAUGGGGAUGGAUGAGAUUGUUAAUGAAGUACAUAUCACAUUAGCUGACAAGCUCCAGGCCCAUUGA